Glarea lozoyensis ATCC 20868 is the source of this 1149-nucleotide messenger RNA. RefSeq lists its product as uncharacterized. Gene Ontology annotation, cellular component: SUMO-targeted ubiquitin ligase complex. The coding region runs from base 1 to 1149 and encodes 382 amino acids. The transcript is spliced from 2 exons. Gene Ontology annotation, molecular function: ubiquitin-protein transferase activity. The record is from RefSeq and is a predicted model, not a curated record. Lineage: Eukaryota; Fungi; Ascomycota; Leotiomycetes; Helotiales; Helotiaceae.
AUGUCCCAGCAGGCGACGCUAUCACCUUCACCUUUCAACUUCCGCGAAUCUCCAUCACUCUUCUUGCCUCGAUCACCGUCUGCCGCACCUUCUCGUGGACCUAACACGGUCCAUCCGUCCUCCUCUUUCCACGAGCGACGACGAACCCCACACCCUCACAAUUCCGCGCAAAGCCCCCAUGGAGACUCGCUGAAUCCCUCAGCAAACGCUUCUGCCUCAAGACUUGGACACCGCGCAUCACAUCUUGUCAUCGAUCUUACAGAAGACCAAGAGGGACCGAAUCCCACCAUGCCUCGAAGAGCCCGACCGGAUGGGGAACGAUCCCACCAACCACCGCAGCUUGGAAGGAGUGAUGCGUCAGGUUUGCGAGAUGUUGUUGACUUGACAGACGAUCAUGAGGAACAGGAAGUCAUGAUAACUGGUGCUCGCGAACUUCCAGCGCCACGACCUCGAAAUGCUGAAGCCGCUCCGAAUCGCCCGCUGGGUGGACUUCGCCUACCAAGCAUACGAGCCGAAUCUCCUUCGCUAUUUGUACCUCGCCCGCCCGAACAACAUGCGUUUCAGCGAGCUUUAGGACGCCCACUACAAGCUUUCGGCGCCGCCCUGGGAUUCGGUGGGGUGGUACGAAGGCCUGGCAACCCUCAUGAACUUCUCAGGAACAGUGUAGCAUUUGUGGAACAAUUGCAUGCGUUUGCUGAAUUUGAAGAGCACCUUCAACACAUACCUGGGCUUGAUUACAGAACACAGGGUUUAGGAGAACCUCGAAAACCAGAUCACGUUCCCCCGAAAGCCGCACGCGAGAACUUCACCCGAUCUCCCAAGGAAGACGAUGUUGUUAUCUGUCCGAGUUGUGAUGAAGAACUCGUGCAUAACAAGCAAGAUGAAGAGCCCAUGGUGAAGAAGGGUGGGAAAACCCCGACCAGGAAAGAGCGCGAGGAACAUUCUUUCUGGGUUGUGAAGGAUUGUGGGCACGUCUACUGUAAUAAUUGUUACCAAAAUCGCCUUUCUCACGCCAAGAUGCCAAAUGUUCAUUUUUCCGAGGGCUCGAAGCAAACUAAAUCCAAGGCCACCAAGACAAUUACCUGUUCCGUAGAUGAAUGCGAGUCAGAUGUCAAAUCCAAGGACAAAUGGAUUGGCAUCUUCCUGUAG